CUGGGCUGCGUCGUUCGACAAGACGUCGAAGAGAAACGCGAACCGAGGUCGCUUCUGCCCCCGAAAAGACAGAAAAGACUUCGCUCGAUGAGACAAUGGAUAAUACGGAGAAUAAGCUCGCGGGGUUGGUACAGAAAUACCCACACCUGUACGACUCAUCGCAGCGAGACUACAAAGAUAUCGCAAAAACACACAUUUCGUGGCUAGAAAUCGCCGACCGCAUGGGAAUGUCGGAAGCAGAAGUGAAGACGAAAUGGAAAAACAUACGCGACAAGUUCUGCAAAGCGAAGCGCCGCGUGGUGUUGAAGAACAUGUCACGGAUUUCCGAGCCUGGCGUGAACAUCCUGAAAGAAACGCGUCUUCCAUGGAUUUAUAUGCAGCUGCCCUGGCUGGACGAAUAUGUCAGAUUAAAAUCAGUAGACGAGUUAAAGGAGGUAGUUGAAAAAACAGAUGGGCUGGACCACCAGUGGGUAAAAGACAAAGAGGAGGAACAUGGUGCCCUGCCCAUCAUCUGGGCAUCUGACAGAACUCAUGACCUGGAGGAACGGUGUGAUAAAGGACAAGAGAAGGAAGACCACCACACACCGCUGCCUGUCAUCAACACUAGUUUUUCCCUCACAGAGUCCUCUUUAAGCAGGCCUCAGGAUAUUAGAGCCAAAAAGCAGAAAACCACAGAAGAAGAGAAAACCGGUGCAGAUCCUAUCAGCAGCUACAGAGAUGAAGAUGAACUCUUUCUGUUGAGCCUGCUGCCCUCACUUAAAAGACUAACCACUAAAAAAAGAAUGGAGGUGCGCAUGAAGUUCCAGCAGGUUCUGUAUGCUGCAGAGUUUGACGACUAGAACAUACGAGAAACCCCAUAAGGCUGCAGGAAGUCACUGCAUCACAUUUGGAUUCUUAUAAAUAGGUUUCACCUAUCAGAAAUUAUUAUUAUUUGCAUAUUUGGUCGUUUUAAACAUUUGCAGGAUUAGAUUAUUUUCUUAUUUCUCACAAAGGUUGUUAGCAUUAUAUACUUUUAUGUUGAAGACAUUUUGUUUUCAAAUUCAUUAAAUUAAAAAAUCCCUAUGAGGAGCCUGCUCCUUCCCUUGAAAACAGGGAUAAUAAGGACACUUCUAGGGUCAAAUUUCACAGUAAAGUGGACAAUUGGUUGAAACAAGUUAAGUCAAGUCAUCAUUAACUGAAAAUGUGAUUUCCCAGAAUUGUAAUUUUUGGAUGUAAACAGGCUGAAAAUGAAAAGAAGCAAAAAUUCUUUUUGAUUAGGUAAGAAGGAUAUUUUUGCAGGAAUUUUUCUGAACGUAACCAAUGAAAUCUGUUCAUCUGAUUUACUGAAGUAAUGUAUUUUUCACUUAUUUCAAAAUAAAACCAUAUAUUCUUUUAUGUA
Molecule: messenger RNA, 1378 nt
Organism: Oryzias latipes (Japanese medaka)
Lineage: Eukaryota; Metazoa; Chordata; Actinopteri; Beloniformes; Adrianichthyidae
Biological process (GO): regulation of transcription by RNA polymerase II
Cellular component (GO): nucleus; transcription regulator complex
Molecular function (GO): DNA binding
Source: RefSeq, a predicted model, not a curated record